UAAAUAAUACUAAUAAGAUUAAUAUGGAGAAAGAAACUGAAGAGCAACAACUGAGAUCUAAAUGCACAAAGAUGAAGAAAUGCAGCCAUUAGAAGUGUGCGGUUGACAUAAUGAAUCUGUUUCAAGGUCUGAGGUUUUUUUUCUCCAGUUUCUAAGAGAGACCCCCUCCCCCUCCCUUUGCUUCCCUCUUCCCCUCCUCUCUCUCUCUCUCUCUCUGUCGCUCUCUCCACAUCUCUGCACUCUCCUCUGUCAGUCGUGUGGGAAGCUCCAUGAAUGCGGCUGCACACUAGCAGACUUCUGCACCUGAUCCCGUUGCGCCUCUAUAGGACGAGGUAAUGCAAGCCUCCUCUCCUCCUCCACUAUCUCCGAUCUCUUUUUCUGGAUACAAAUAUAUAUUUUUUCCUUUUUAAUCUAAGAGGAACGAUUUACCAGUUCUCCAAUUUCCUCCCAUCAUCUGUGCUCUCUGACUGGAGGGGGGGUGGGAGGGAUGGAAGGGACGGUGAGAGCGCGGACUUUCCUGCUCCUAUUUUGCACUGGAGCAGACUGAAGGCUCAGUGACAAGUAAUUUCUUUUUGAAACAUGUCUUAUAUGUAGUAUUGACCUCUCUUUAUUUUAACCCCUGACUGAAACACCAAGAACAACGUUGGAAAUAUGUUGCCAGGAUGGAAAAUAACCCACAGUCUGACUGGAGCGCAUUGGCUGCUCCUUACCCCUUUGCGCAACUUCAGCUCAUAACGACCCAGUAUUUAUUAUUCCAUGGAUCGCUGAAGGUUGCGGUGCAGAUCUGAAACCAGGCUCACAGUGUUGGAACCUCCUUUCUCCCCUGUUUUGCGUUGGGGGAAAAAACCUUUGAGAAUGAGAGGUUUAUCUGGCUGCAUCCACCUUGCACCCUUUUCCUUGCUUCGGAGUCUCUGGACUCGCCGUCAACAUCUCUAAAGGUAAAAAAAGGCAAAAGGAAAGAGGGUGAAGAUCUCUACUUCACCAUACUUCUGUGCUCUUCUCGCCUUUUCUACCUCCUCUAUAAGCAAAUGAGCCCUCUCCCAUGGAGGUAGUACAGCCGCUCUGGGAGCCCAAUGACCAGCGGGGAGAUUUUUCCAAGCAAAAGGAGCCCGUCAGCAAGAGGCGCAUCGGAUGAAAUCAGAGCCCCGCACCCUCCCUAUUCACCCACCCCACUUCCUUUUUCCUCCUCUGUUACUCCCCACCCUACCCCCUUCCCUAUUCCUCCUUCUAGUUUAGCUUGAAUCGUGUUAAAGCUGCACGGGGGCAUAAAGGGGCUGGAGAAACCUUGUUGCACCCCCUCAAAUCCAUCUGCGCUCUUACACUCGAGCUGGAAGGACUGUUUUGCGCACGUCUCCAUCAAUGCUGCCCCAAGUCUCCAGAGGGAGCCGCGCUCAUUGUCACCGCAGCUUUUGGUUACUAAAUGGUUUACUGGGGGAGGUUUUCUAACCGGCGAGAUGCUGCUCAUACCCCUGCUGGCAGCCUUUUUUUCCUCCAUCUCGGGCUCCCUCUCCUCAUCCCUCUCCUCCAUGUCAGACGGACCUCCGAUGAUGGACCCCACUGCCUCGGACCUGAUGGCUGAGACCUGCAUCGCCUGCUCUUGCAUGUCGGUGGAGAACGUGCUGUACGUCAACUGUGAGAAGAUCACCGUCUAUCGGCCCACGCAGCUCAUCCCUCCAGCCUCCUCCCUGUACCACCUGAACUUCCAGAACAAUUUUCUGAUUGUGCUGUACCCCAACUCGUUCCUCAACUUCACCCACGCUGUGUCACUGCAGCUGGGGAACAAUAAACUGCAGAACAUCGAAGGCGGAGCGUUCAUGGGGAUGAGCGCGUUGAAGCAGCUGCACCUUAACAAUAACGAGUUGAAGGUGCUGCGAGCUGACACUUUCCAAGGCAUUGAAAACCUGGAAUACCUUCAGGCUGACUACAACUUAAUAAAAUACAUUGAAAAGGGAGCAUUUAACAAACUACACAAACUCAAAGUGCUGAUUCUGAAUGAUAAUCUCAUACAGGCACUUCCUGAGAACAUUUUCCGCUUUGCCUCUCUCACACACUUGGAUAUAAGAGGAAACAGGAUUCAGAACCUCCCAUAUUUAGGAGUCCUUGAGCAUAUUGGGCGGAUUGUAGAGCUGCAGCUUGACGACAACCCCUGGAACUGUACCUGUGAUUUAGCACCUCUGAAGGCGUGGCUUGAAAACAUGCCCUACAAUAUUUUUAUUGGUGAGGCCAUAUGUGAAACCCCGAGUGACUUAUAUGGGAGGCUUCUGAAAGAAACCAACAGACAGGAGCUUUGUCCCAUGGGAACGGGAAGCGAAUUUGAUAUUAAGAUGCCACCUGCACAGCCUGAAAAUGGGCAGGGGCCAUCCAAAAUGACACCAACCACAGCAGCUCCAAAAUCGCCAAAAACAACUGACUCAUCUAAGUUUUAUGGAAAUGGCAUUGUGGCUGGUUUACCCCCUUUUGGCAAAAACAGAGAUAUUGUUCCACGGACUCCCCUAAUGUUGUGUCCACCCCCUUGCAGCUGUAAGGCCCAUCCCUCUGACUUUGGUGUUAGUGUAAGCUGUCAGGAAAGGAGUAUAAGAAAUCUUGCUGAUCUUAAUUCCAAACCCCCAAAUGCCAAGAAACUUCACCUAAGUGGGAAUUACAUCCGUGAUAUCAGCCCAACUGAUUUCCAAGGCUUUGAGGGCUUAGAUUUGCUUCAUCUUGGCAGUAAUCAAAUUGCAGUGGUACAAAAAGGUGUGUUUGCUAACCUUACUAAUCUAAGGAGACUGUAUUUGAAUGGAAACCAACUUGAACAGCUACACCCAGAGAUGUUUCUGGGCCUCACAAACCUCCAGUACCUUUAUUUGGAAUACAAUGCCAUUAAAGAGAUCCUUGCAAGCACAUUUGACUCGAUGCCCAAUCUACAACUCCUGUAUCUCAACAACAAUGUCCUUCGGAGUCUCCCAGCCUAUAUCUUUGCUGGUAUCCCUCUAGCCAGACUCAACUUGAAAAACAACCACUUCAUGACAUUGCCAGUGAGUGGUGUCCUGGACAAUCUGCGGUCGCUGACCCAGAUAGAUCUAGAGGGCAACCCAUGGGAGUGCUCCUGCGAUCUGGUCGCACUCAAGCUUUGGCUGCAGAGGCUCAGUGAUGGAGUGGCUGCAAAAGAGGUGAAAUGUGCCUCCCCUGUGCAGUUUGCCAACAUUGAGCUGCGUUUGAUUAAAAAUGAGAUUCUCUGUCCUAAACUCACGACACCUCCACCUAUCUCAAGCUCCACCGCCAUUGUGACCUCGGUAUCACCCGCAGGAGUCGGCAAGGCACCUCCAGGAGGACCUGUGCCUCUCUCCAUUAUGAUCCUCAGCAUACUUGUGGUGCUUAUCCUAACUGUGUUUGUGGCCUUCUGCCUUCUAGUCUUUGUCCUAAGGCGGAAUAAAAAGCCCGUGGGCCGACAAGAGGGGCUGGGGAACCAGGAGUGUGGCUCGUUGUCUCUACAACUUCGUCGCCAUGGCCACAAAUCCGGCAAGAAAGGGUCCAUCCCUGGGGAUGACUUGGGAGGUGAAACGUUCAUUCCCCAGACCAUUGAGCACAUUGGGAAGAGCCAUACCUGUGGGAUUGGACGGUCCUCAGACAUGGACGCCGGCUUCAAGUUUGCCGACUCGCAGAGACAGAAGAUCAUCCUGCGAAACUGUCCCGACAAGGACAAGGACCUACUCUCCACCCUGGAGCGCAACAAACGCCUCAGCACCAUCGAUGAACUCGAGGAGUUUCUCCCCAACCGAGAGCCCAGCCUGUUCAUCCACAACUUCUUGGACAGUAAAAGAGAUUUUAACAGUAUAGGGAUGGGCGGGUAUGAAAUCCGAUAUCCUGAAAAGACACUGGAUAAAAAGAUGAAGAAAUCAUCACUGAUAGGUGGAAACCACAGUAAGAUCGUGGUGGAGCAGAGGAAAAGUGAGUAUUACGAGUUGAAAGCCAAGCUCCAAGGGACGCCUGAUUACCUGCAGGUGCUCGAGGAGCAGACUGCCCUGAGUAAAAUGUAGGAACUGUUUUGUUUGAUGGUCAGCACUGAUUACACACACAUCAAGCCAAUAGACAGGCAAACUCUAUCUUAUUUCUGUUCUCUCUUCAAGUCUCACAUACACACACCCUAUUCAAAUCCCCUCAUCUCUGACUUUCUGUCUUCAUCUCUACGUCCACACACACACGUACACACACACACACACACACACACACACACACACCUACACACAGAACAAAAAAAGUGCCUUCUGGAAAUCCUUAAUGACCAAUGCAG
Molecule: messenger RNA, 4270 nt
Organism: Poecilia latipinna (sailfin molly)
Lineage: Eukaryota; Metazoa; Chordata; Actinopteri; Cyprinodontiformes; Poeciliidae
Gene: slitrk4
Product: SLIT and NTRK-like family, member 4
Exons: 2
Coding region: 1455-4016 (853 amino acids)
Biological process (GO): axonogenesis; positive regulation of synapse assembly
Cellular component (GO): glutamatergic synapse
Molecular function (GO): protein binding
Source: RefSeq, a predicted model, not a curated record